Molecule: messenger RNA, 913 nt
Organism: Hylaeus volcanicus
Lineage: Eukaryota; Metazoa; Arthropoda; Insecta; Hymenoptera; Colletidae
Exons: 3
Coding region: 1-870 (289 amino acids)
Source: RefSeq, a predicted model, not a curated record
AUGUUGGUCAGCGUCGACGAUAUUAUCAUCCUUUACUUGGUAACGUUGGUCUGCUUGUCGAGUGGUAUACUAACAACAAAAGUGUCUCGGGAUUUCCAACCACCUACGGGAUUACUGUCCCCGCCUGUUAGUUACCUUCCAACCACGAACACUGGGUACCCAAAACUUUCGCAACAUGCUGUUUUUGUUAAUCGAGCUUUGGACAAUGGCCUGGAAGACGUUAGAGCUUCACGUGGAGGCUAUCGCGAGGCACAAGUACAAGAUGGAUAUUCAUAUUUAAAACCACUAUCGAUCGACCUCGAGUUACCCACAAAAGAUCAGAAGAUUAAAUUAUUUACGAACAAACAAACAAUACGGACUAUAAUUUAUACCUUCAGAUCCCUCGAGAAAAUGCAGAGUAACCAUGAAACUGUAUUGACAAGAGUCACAGAAUCACCGAAACCCAUCAGCGCAUCGACUCAGCGAUUGGAGAUCAAAAAUCACCCCUACGUUCCCCGGCAGGCGUCGUAUCGAGUCGUAGAAGAGCUCGAUGAAUACCUAAUGGAUGAUUUGGAUCAUACUCGAUCCCCUUAUCGUGGGAAAGUUCAGACAACGAAUCCCAAUCGCGGCGAUACGCAAGACAUAACGACGGUCAUCAAAGCCCUCGAUCACUUCCUGACCGGAGUUCUACACGACGACGGUUACAACAGCGAGUUACAUCCACCGCCCAACCCUGUUUUAGCCCUCAUCCUGUCACGAUACGGACGAUACGUGCUCGGCGCACGAAAUCCACGCGUAUACGCGCACAUGGCUGUAAACAAUAUUCAUAACAACAAACCCUUUGGUAGUUAUAAGUUGGAAUGUGAAGAAGUGCCAACUUACGUUCGAUAACGAUGGUCUCUUAGACAGGGAUUUUUUGUGCCUUUUAGACAGG